This is a messenger RNA of Austrofundulus limnaeus, 2028 nucleotides long. It is a transcript of the gene rab9b, whose product is annotated as RAB9B, member RAS oncogene family. NCBI's taxonomy places the organism in Eukaryota, Metazoa, Chordata, Actinopteri, Cyprinodontiformes, Rivulidae. Gene Ontology annotation, cellular component: late endosome; phagocytic vesicle; lysosome. The transcript is spliced from 2 exons. Bases 176 to 784 code for a protein of 202 amino acids. The record is from RefSeq and is a predicted model, not a curated record. Gene Ontology annotation, molecular function: GTP binding; GTPase activity. Gene Ontology annotation, biological process: retrograde transport, endosome to Golgi; Rab protein signal transduction.
UGGCAGCUCCUGGGUAGGUGACGUCACGACACUCAAUCUCAGUCAGAUGCAGCAGAACAGGACAGACAUCGCAAAAAUAAAUUCUCUAAAAUAAGGUUGACCCGGACCUUCCACCUGGUGCAGAGGCCUGGCGCCCACUGAGGAGGCCUGAACUGGGUGGGAGGAAGAAAGCACGAUGAGCGGGAACAACACGCUUCUGAAAGUCAUUCUGCUGGGAGACGGCGGCGUGGGGAAGUCCUCCCUGAUGAACCGCUACGUCACAGACCGCUUCGACUCGCAGUCCUUCCACACCAUCGGCGUGGAGUUCCUGAACCGGGACAUCGAGGUGGACGGGCGCCGGGUCACCCUCCAGAUCUGGGACACGGCGGGCCAGGAGCGCUUCAAGUCGCUGCGCACGCCGUUCUACCGGGGCGCCGACUGCUGCCUGCUCACGUUCGCCGUGAACGACCUGCAGAGCUUCCAGAACCUCGGCUGCUGGAAGAAGGAGUUCCUGUACUACUCCGACGUGAAGAACCAGGAGCGCUUCCCCUUCGUGGUGCUGGGCAACAAGGUGGACGUGGAGCAGCGGGAGGUGGGGGAGGACGAGGCGCGGGCCUGGUGCGAGGAGAACAGCUGCUGUCCUUAUUUUGAGACCAGYGCUAAAGAUGACACGAAUGUCACGGCUGCGUUUGAGGCGGCUGUCAGGGAGGUUUUGGCUGCUGAGGACCAGAUAGGGCACACGCUGUUGACCAGUACCAUUGAUCUUCACGGCAACAGAAAAGCACCUCGUUCCUCCUGCUGCUGAGUGUGCAGUUCCCAAUACCUCGUGUCCUAAAGUUCCUGGCUAAAACUGGCCAGUAUUGGUCCUGACAGCAGGUGUCCAGUAGGGUUAGGGUACUGAUAACGACAUCCAUGGACGGUACACAGCUGCUCUAAGGAAAGGGGCGUAUCCAGGAUUUUUUUUAGCUGAUUGGUUGAUUGUUGAAUGAUUGCGCUUAUGAAGGUACGACAUCUUGUGUGCUCUUUCAGUGGUAUUACACAAAAGGUUUUCGCUCCGCUUCUGCCUCUGCUUAUACAGAGGCCAUAUCAAAUGUUGCAAUGAAGCAGUUCCUUCACUUAAUGAAUUAAUAAUAUGAAACAAAGACCAGUCCUCUCUAGCAGAACUCGUCACACAGUAAUAUACGGUUGCUCCUCUGACGGCUCAUAUUUCUGACCUUCGUUUCCUGACGUUUUAAGGAUCGACUCCCCUCAUCGUGCUUUUUAUGAUCAACUGAAGGGACACUACAGGUACUUUCUUUGUGAUUGACAAGUCUCCCCAAGCUGUGGAGACCCCCACAAUCAGUGUCAUUUAAUAUGAGGUACAAUGAAUUUCAAAUAUUUCUGCCUUGGAAAGGAAGAAAAGCUCAUUUGCUUUCGUCGUUCCAACUUUGAGCUUUGGGUACAGGCUGAUGUGGUACUCAAAAUGAUCCAUAUCUUUAUUUUCUUUUGCAGAUGCACUGUGAUGUGGCUGGUUGUACCAGGGAAUGAGUAUUCAUUUUUUAUCUUUUGUUAAUGGGAUUGUUUAUUUCGCAAGAAAAUUAACUUUUUUUUUUACAAAGUUCAAUUUAGUGUAGCCUCUGGUACUAUUGAAUGUUUACUUUGUGAAACACAUUUCCGUUCGUCCUACAAAUGUUUCCUUUUUCUUCACUUUCUGUUCAAUAAUUGAGCUCAGUGUUUGAUCAGACAUUUUAACCCCCCCACCGCCGCCCCUCCUGAUGAGUAGAAGAGCUUUUAAUUAUAAAUGACAUCCUUGUAAUGCUGCGUCUGCCUUGAUGAUUGCGUAGUUGGCCUUAACAUUCCAUUCUUUUAGCUUUGCCUUGCCCGAGGGUCUCCUGUGCACAACUGAUAAAUGACACACACCUCGUGCUGUCAGCGCGGCCAUUAAAGGUCUUAGCUAAAUGUGAAAUAGCUUGAAUUACUUUGUGUAUAGAUUUUACAUCGCCUUCCUCCUUUGAUACAGUAUUUUGUGAAACGUGCUGAGUAUUCGAACAUGUUUACCCCUGAGUUUCA